AUGUUAACCGUAACGGUUACCGCUCCAGGAGCCGAUCUCGCUCCGCUUCGCGAUCAAGGAUGCUUUCACGAAGCCGAAGCCGAAGCUGGAGUAGUCGGAGUCGCAGCCGCAGUCGAGGCUCCCGACGGUGUAGAGACAGAAGUUAUAGUAGAACUCCUAGCCCUUCAGAUAGCCUGCCAAGGAGCUCAAAAGUCUAUUGUGGUUGAAAAACUGACGAAGAAUGUAACGGAGUCACACCUUCGAGAAAUAUUUGGGAGCUUCGGGGGUAUAGAGAGCCUGGAUCUCCCUAUGAACAAAGUUUUUAUGACAAACCGAGGCACAGCAUAUAUACUUUACAACGAUCCCGCGGAUGCAGAGGCGGCUAUUGCACACAUGCACGAGGCCCAACUCGAUGGGGCUGUCCUUAAUGUUUCUAUUGUUCUUCCCCGAAGAGCAUUUUCCCGAUCACCACCACCCCAGAGCAGCAGGUUAAGCUUCGGCCGUCAAAGGCACAGCCGUGGCCAGCCACCGGACUCUCGUUAUUCUCGCCCUUCUCCCUAUCCUCCCAGAUCCCCUCCCCACCCGAGAAGUUCGGCCGCACUAGGCCCAUGGAAAGACAUGACCUUUAUCGUCCACGGUCUUUAUCUCGAUCACGAUCGCCACGUCGCUCUCGAUCAUCGGAAUUCAGGUCAGCGUCCCCACCGAGGAGGGGACAGCUGCGCCCUGGCAGCCCGCGACGUGGUAGACGCCGCAGUCCUAGUUAUAGCAGUUAUGACUACAGCAGCCACAGUGACAGAAGUAGAAGCCCCAGCAGGAACAGAGGUCCUGGUCGAUAUGGUCCGCAAAGGCGGUGAAUCGCACGGAGCCACAAGACGAGGUUUCCGACUUUCUACUCACUGA
This is a messenger RNA of Aspergillus bombycis, 879 nucleotides long. Its product is annotated as RNA-binding protein with serine-rich domain 1. The record is from RefSeq and is a predicted model, not a curated record. NCBI's taxonomy places the organism in Eukaryota, Fungi, Ascomycota, Eurotiomycetes, Eurotiales, Aspergillaceae. Gene Ontology annotation, biological process: mRNA splicing, via spliceosome. Gene Ontology annotation, cellular component: nucleoplasm; ASAP complex; cytoplasm. Gene Ontology annotation, molecular function: RNA binding. The transcript is spliced from 3 exons. The coding region runs from base 1 to 879 and encodes 292 amino acids.